CGCAAGAAUUGAGAAAGCGAAGAAAAGUUACCAAAGCUCCAUUGCUCUCUCCUUCAAUCAAAAUCAAAACGAGAGAAGCAAUGAUCCCUGUUUAGAAUUUUCAAGUCCUGAAGUGAAAAUGGACAAGAUCAGGGGAUUCCACCAGUCUCUUGUCGGAGCGGACGAAGAGCAAGAGGAGGAUUUUCUAGGCGAAUUCAGUGGCUCAUGCUCGCUGUCUCCUGUUCAGAGGUUAUAUGGGUGUGCUGCGUGUUUGGUUGCGGGCUUGGCUUUUAUGCUACUGUCGCUCAUCGUUUUCUACAGACCUGUCAAGUUUGCGGUACUAUUCAGCUUCGGUAACCUACUGGCAAUAGGAAGCACAGCCUUCCUCAUUGGGCCAGUGCAACAAACGAGGAUGAUGCUUGAUCCAGUCCGCUUUUAUGCUUCUGCUAUAUAUGUUGGUAGUGUUGUUCUUGCCCUCAUCUGUGCUCUUUGGAUUCACAACAAGGUUUUGACACUCAUUGCUAUUAUAAGCGAGAUUUGCGCCCUUAUAUGGUACAGCUUGAGUUAUGUCCCUUUCGCUCGAAGAAUGGUUUCAGAAUUGCUGAUAAGCUGUUGCGAUACUGAGAUUUAAGCUGGCAUUGAACUCAUGCUGUUUGCCAAAUUUUAUUCUCGUCAUGAUGUUUUAUGUUCAUGAUUGUUGAUUUUUGCUACAACUACACUCCUUAUUUUUUCUACUCAAUUUAUAUUUGAUUUAUAGCUGAAGGCUGAUCUGAUUUGGGCCUGUGAUAUGUGUGAGCACCAUUUUAUGUAUCAUUUUGUUGUUCGCUCAAUGUUUGUAUUUCUUAUCGACCGUGUUGGUUCAAAAACAAGACAACUCUUUGAAGCUAUUGCAUGAAUAUCUGGCUUUGUUUGUUUUA
Asparagus officinalis (garden asparagus) is the source of this 896-nucleotide messenger RNA. RefSeq names its product vesicle transport protein SFT2B-like. The coding region runs from base 119 to 610 and encodes 163 amino acids. Gene Ontology annotation, biological process: vesicle-mediated transport. NCBI's taxonomy places the organism in Eukaryota, Viridiplantae, Streptophyta, Magnoliopsida, Asparagales, Asparagaceae. Gene Ontology annotation, cellular component: membrane. The transcript is spliced from 6 exons. The record is from RefSeq and is a predicted model, not a curated record.